Messenger RNA from Lepisosteus oculatus (spotted gar), 4311 nucleotides. RefSeq names its product tetraspanin-7-like. Gene Ontology annotation, cellular component: plasma membrane. Lineage: Eukaryota; Metazoa; Chordata; Actinopteri; Semionotiformes; Lepisosteidae. The record is from RefSeq and is a predicted model, not a curated record.
GCGGCCCCGCGGGGGGGCUCCGCGCCGCUGCUCCGCCUCGCCCUGCUGGCGUUCAGCUGCCUGUUCUGGGCGGCCGGGCUGGCGCUGCUGUCCCUGGGCCUCUGGGCGCACAUCUCCCUGGCGGACUACCUGCUGCUUUCUGCCAACCAGUACCCCAACGCCCCGCUGGUGCUGCUGGUCACGGGGGGCUCUGUGACGGCCUGGGGGUUCCUGGGCUGCCUGGGCGCGGCGGCGGGCCUCCGCGGCCUCCUGCGGGUCUACGGGCUGUUCCAGCUCGCCGCCCUGGUGGCUGGCCUGGCCGCCGGGCUCUGCGGCCUCUUCUACCGCAACGACAUCGCCGAGGGCUUCCGCAGCGGGCUGCACCGCGCCGUGGCGGCGUACGGCGAGGACGAGCGGCAGGCCGACGCCCUGGACGGCCUGCAGAGGGCGCUGGAGUGCUGCGGGGCGGAGGGCUGGCAGGACUGGCUGGCCUCCCCCUGGGCGGCGGAGCAGGCCGGCGGGAACCGGUCGGUGCCCACCAGCUGCUGCGUGAGGAGGAGGGGCUGCCAGAACAGCCCCCUGCCCCCCGGGGGGGCCGCCGCCGCCGCGGCCGCCGGCAUCCACGAGCACGGCUGCUUCCGGAAGGUCUUCGACCUCGUGAGCGACAACGUGUUCCACAUCGCGGCCGCCGCGCUCGGCCUCGCCGUCACCCAGGCGGUGGGCGUCGGGCUGGCCUGCCUGCUGGCCGCCAGGAUCCACCCCCGACCGCGGAGGAGGCGGAACUGAGGAAAGACAGCGCAGGGAGGGCAGGGAGGGCGCCACACACAGCUGCCAGUCAAGCCAAGGGCUUGCAGCACUGGGAAGGACCUGACUGCCCCCAAUGUCCGUCUGUUUGUCUGUCCUCCCCGCUGCCAGCCGCCGCCCAGAGACCGUGAGGACGAAGGGAUUCUGGGACAUAGCAGAAAGUAGAUUCACUGUUUGUCUGCAUGACCGUUUUUUUAUCCAUCUGCCUGCCUUUGGGACACCGAGCGCACUCCCCAGGUGUACCGGCAAGAGUUCUGUCCACGUGUCAGUGUGCCUGUCUGUCCGCCCGUCUGCCUGCCUGCUUGCCUGUCCCGGACGUAGGGACUGCGACCCAGACGCGACAUUCCCAAGGGGACGCUACAACACGGGAAUCACACCUGACGGAUCCCACUCUCUUUCCGAAAUGGAGAUAAUGACCGGCCUGUUUCUCAGGAGGGGCCUGUCCUGCAAACCAGACUGUCACACUCCCUGGGUGUAGGACAGGGAGCCCUGGGGCAUCUGGGAAUUUGUGAAGUAUGUUAAUGUCUGUGUUUGUGUGUGUGUGUUGUGUGUGUCAUCUGCAGUUGUUGUGCUAAUUCUGGGACUGUCUCGCUGUGAUGGGUGUCUGUGGGAACAGGGUCAGGAAAGCUGUGGUUUUCUGGACUGGUUGUGUCUGUCCUGAACAGAGAUGGGAGGGGAGGCUAUGCUGUGGGAGACCUGUGGAUCUUCUAUAAUUCUCAGUCAUAUUCCUGGGAAACCCCUGUGUCUGCUGGUUUUUACUCUAAUUGUACCCUUAUUCACUAGUGCUGUCUGGUGCCUGUACCUGAUCUGGUUUAGACCUUUUUUUGCACUACUGUAGGUGCUUGGUUUCGAAAAUAUCCUUGUUAAAAAUAUUACCAACAGCUUCAACACACAUAACCUCAACUUGGUUAGUAAGACUUUGCUCCCUUAUGUUUGAUUCACUAGCUUUUAAUAGGUGAUCAACAGACGAUAAACAGAGGUGGGAAUGAAAAUCUCAGACACUCCCUGAGAGAGUCCAUGCUUUUCCUUCUGCUCAUCUGCUGUUGGUCAUACUUCAGCCCCCACCCUCCUGGUCGAGGGCAGUCCUGGAACUCAUUUGCACAGGGUUCAUGCCAAUUACAAAUCUCAGUCAACUUUUUAAAGAGCUGGAAGCACAUUUAUUUAAAAAAUCAAAAAACAGAAACACAGGGAUUACCAAGGACCAGGACUGGGAGUUUCACUACGAGGGUAUUUUUAUUUUCAGCCAAAACUACUACUUAAGAACAACUCUUGAAAUUUCUAGGAAUGGGUGCCAAUUGAUUUUAGCUCUUGUAGGAAGCAGGAAAUACUGUCUUACCUCCGUAGUGCUGAAAGUGGGACUUCCUGUCUACCACACUUUUUACUUCCAGAAAGCUUCAAGUGUUUGGUAUGCCAAUUCUGUGCAUUCUUUGAACAAAACUAGCAGUGGGAUUGACGUCAAUGACUGUCUUUCGCUGCAGUAAAAGACACCCUCUUUUUGAAACUGGCUGUGACAGCCGGUGACGCAAAUGAACAGCCACGUUUUUAGCGAUGACUGCAAGUGAUUGUGAUUCUCACUGUCUGUUACCGUGCAAUAGCGUGUGGCUGAUUUCUUAUGCAGCAAACCCUCUCACCCUCCCUGCCUCAGUGUCUCCUGGCUGGCAAGGUCAGUAAACCCUACUCUCUCUCCUGCUCUCUCUCUGAUGUUCAUCUCUGUCAGCGGCUUCGCCACUGGGCUGUGAUCUCCUGCAGUGCUGUAGAGGGACAGGCAGGGAUUCACGUGCUGGAGCCCACAGUGACACAUUGAUGCACACUGAGAAAGAAUGAGAGUCAGUCUUUUGGCUUUGGGUUAGUGUCCACGUUGUCUCCCACCUCCUCCAGAUUCACCUCUGUAAAUACUGACCCCCCACCCCCCCCAUCCUCUGCUCUGAGUUGUGCUUUUUGGAAAACGGUAACAAAAUCUCCCCAGUUUGAUCAAGAAGAAUCUGAUGUGCAUCAGGGCAGGUGGUGUGAGUGAGAAGAGAGGAUCUCAGGAAGGCAGUAACUUCUUCUUCACAGCCCUUGAUCGGUUUAUUGCUGUUUUGCUUGCCUGGACAGGCUGAGCCGCGCGCCCUGCCUAACCACGUCCGCGGCAGGGGCCAGGGUGGUCUGACAGGACUAUGAGUUAAAGGGGGCGAGAGAGAAAUGAGGAAGGAAAGCAUUUCAUCCCACCUAAUCAUACUCUGUUAUGUAAGUCACAUUGUCCUUCCCCCCGAUGUUCCUCCUGAUCGCCCGUACAUUAUAAUCAUUAUAACUGCUCUUAUUAUGACCAGUGGUCGUGGAGGAAUCUGCAGUGCUGGCAGGAAAAUUUAGCACUGCUGCUCAAUGAGAGCGCUCAGUGAGGCACGAUGUGAUGCGAGACACGUGCUCAUUACAGCCCUGCAGUGAGACAUCAGCUGCCCUCUCUGUGUCUCUCUCCCCCCUCCCUCGCCUCUCUGAUUAAUUAACAGCCUCAUUACCCAUUUGCUGAUAAGCCCUAUAGCCAUUUGCUGCUCCAUUAGACGUUUAGACCAAGGGCUCCCCACUCGGGUCCUGGAGGAACAGACUGUGGUUUUUUUCUCCAGCUGAGUUCUUAAAAACAGGCUCACUGAUUUCACUUUCCUAUUUUCCCACUCGCCUGCAGCUCUUAAAAGGUCGAUCGGGGCUUGUACUUGUCAUCUGCUCUGUACCAGUUUCUGAGCUGCAGAGCUGCCCUCCUCCAGCAGCGCUCCCUGAAAUGUAACUGAUCAGACUUGUGCAGAAGGAGAAGCGCUCAUUGCGUCAUUCCCACCUCUACCUGCUCACCAGCAGCUGAUCGGCUACCAAGAGCUGUUCACUCUGUAAGGUGAGGAGAGGCGGCACAGCGUUCUACAUGCUGAACGUGUUGGGAGUGGUAACCUUGAAUUUGGGAAAUUGACACACGGGACUUGCAGAUGAAACAAGUUCAAUGAAAGUUAACAAGAAAGCAGAUCAAUUAAGUCAUCGAUCAGCACUGGAGCAAAGACUGUUCCUUCAGGAGCAAGGCUGGGAGCCAUUAACAGACUAUAGCUGUGAUAAGAAAUAUCACAGUUCACCUUUUUGGACUAGAAGCCCUUAGACUUCUUAGACUUUACCUCCUCCAUUGGUGACACCACACAAGAACGCAGUGUCUCAGAAUCAGGGGCCUUUCGGUUAGCUCGUUUUGUGUUUUUUCCCCAUAAUAAAUGCAAUUUUAAGUUUUUUUUUUUAACUUCGAGCAGGGGUCAGAAACACCCAGUGUUACUGGGAGAUAUUUUUAAGACAUUGUUGCCGAUAAUGACAAAACCAAUCACAAAAAUCCUAGUUGGGGCAGGAAACUCAAUUGAGCUGCAGCCCAGUGUGUGAUCUCCUAUCAUCACAGACUGAGGAACGGGGAGUGAGCUUCACAAAAAAUUGUGGAUAUUGUUCUAAAUGUUUGUAAAUGUUUAGUCAUUGAUAAUGCUUUGGUAACACUGUAAUUGAACAUGUCACGCCAAUAAAACUCUUUGAACUGAA